UUUGAGUUUCUUCAGCACUCUUUGUCUCUAAACACUCUUUACAUUCAACCAGCUUCAUGAGGUGCAUCAUGGGAUUCUUCAUAAACAGUAUUGAAGGAGUUCACACUAAUCCUAAAUAAUGUCUCUUUCCAGUCAUGUCAUCCUCCAUGAGUUCACUGUCUGAGGAGAUUCAGUGCUCUGUAUGUCUGGAUGUGUUCACUGAUCCAGUCUCGACUCCAUGUGGACACAACUUCUGCAAGAUCUGUCUGAAUAAGUGCUGGGACAACAGCCAGACCUGCAGCUGUCCAUACUGUAAAGAAACAUUCAAGCAAAGACCUGAUCUCAAGAUUAAUACCACACUCCGAGAGCUCGUAGGUCACUGUAAGAAGAAAAGUCCUGAGAAAACAACUGAAGUUCUGUGUGACUUCUGUGAGGAAAGAAAGCUGAAAGCGCUGAAGUCGUGUCUGGUGUGUCAGAGCUCUUACUGUGAAACUCACCUGGAGCCUCAUUUGAGAGUGACACGUUUGAAGAAACACAAACUGAUGGAUCCUGUGAGUAAUCUGGAGGACUAUAUAUGUCAGAAACACGAGAGACCUCUGGAUCUGUUCUGUAGAGAUGAUCAGACAUGUGUGUGUUCAUUCUGCACCGAGACAGACCACAAGAACCACAACACUGUUCCUAUAGAAGAGGAGAGUCAAGAGAAGAAGAUUCUUCUGUUAGCAAACACUGCUAAUAAUGUGUUGCCUGUCCUGGUUGAGCAGAGAAACACAGAGAAGGAGAAAGCAGUCCGUGUGGAGCUCUUGACUGAUCUCAUCCGCUCCAUUGAGAGACAUCAGACUGAACUGCUGGAGAUGAUGGAGGAGCAGCAGAAAGCAGCAGAGAAACAGGAGCAAGAGCUGAUUGAAGAGCUGGAGCAGGAGAUCACUGAGCUAAAGAUGAGAAACACUGAGCUGGAGCAGCUCUCACACACUGAAGAUCACCUCCACCUCCUACAGAUUCACUCAUCCCUGUGCAGCUCUAGAAACACCAGGAACUGGUCUGAGAUCAGUAUGAAGACUCAUGAGAGUCUGGAGACUCUGAGGAGAGCUCUGACUCAACUGAAGGACACUAUAGAUGAGAAACUCACACUAACUGAGCUGAAGUGGAUGCAGCAGUAUGCAGUGGAUGUGACUCUGGAUCCUGAUACAGCUCAUCCUGAUCUCAUUCUGUCUGAUGAUGGAAAACAAGUGAGAUGUGGAGACAUUAGACAGAAACUCCCAGACAAACCAGAGAGAUUUGAUACAUGUGUUGACGUCUUGGGAAAGGAGGGAUUCUCCUCAGGGAGAUUUUAUUUUGAGGUGCAGGUGAAGGGAAAGACUGACUGGGAUUUAGGAGUGGCCAGAGAAUCCAUUAACAGGAAGGGACAGAUCACACUGAGUCCCAGAGAUGGAUACUGGACUGUGUGGCUGAGGAAUGGAGAUGAAUAUAAAGCCUGUGAGGAUCCUCGUGUCUCUCUGUCUCUGAGAGUGAAGCCGCAGCGGGUCGGUGUGUUUGUGGAUUAUGAGGAGGGUCUGGUCUCCUUUUAUGAUGUGGAGUCCAGCUCUCAUAUCUACUCUUUCACUGCUCAGUCUUUCACUGAAAAACUCUAUCCAUUAUUUAGCCCAUGCCCUAAUGAUGGAGGUAAAAACUCAAGCCCACUGAUCAUCACACCUGUCCGUUAUAAUAAAUGAAUUUACUCAGUUAUCAAAUGAAAAUGAAAGAUUAAAAUAAUACAUUUUGUAAUAAAAAACCUGGAAACAUUAUGUGCUGCUAUUUCUUAUCAUUUGCUUUUCAGUUUUUAAAAUCUAAAUGAUCUUAUCACAUAUUUUUUAUGUAUAUAUAAUUCUUGUUCAGUAAAUGAUAUUUUGUUCAACUUUUCAUAAAUAUUCCUGCUAUUUUUCUUCCUGAUAAUGUGAAAUUGCCAUCUGUGCAAAGUUGGUGCAAUAAAAUAAUGUAAUAGUUAACAAUCA
Molecule: messenger RNA, 1967 nt
Organism: Carassius gibelio (silver crucian carp)
Lineage: Eukaryota; Metazoa; Chordata; Actinopteri; Cypriniformes; Cyprinidae
Product: E3 ubiquitin-protein ligase TRIM39-like
Exons: 5
Coding region: 135-1688 (517 amino acids)
Molecular function (GO): protein binding; zinc ion binding
Source: RefSeq, a predicted model, not a curated record